This is a messenger RNA of Camellia sinensis, 1622 nucleotides long. Lineage: Eukaryota; Viridiplantae; Streptophyta; Magnoliopsida; Ericales; Theaceae. The record is from RefSeq and is a predicted model, not a curated record.
AUGGAGAGUCAUCAGAAGGGUCGUUUACGGGAACCCAUGCGCCCAACAGAGGUUUCAAUACUGGAGAUAGGCCAACAACUGUGUCUGAGUGCCAUGAUAAUGACAUUGAAUAGGUCCAAGUCAAGGCAAAAGGCUCUAGAGCUUCGCAAAUCUGCGAAAGCAACACCUAAAAGCCGUUUUGCUGAUGAGAAUGAUGUUGGUGCUUCUUCUAGUGCUAUUAAAAUAUCUAGGAUUGCUUCCCAACAGCUUGAUUGUGAUAAUGAGUUAUUGGAAUUGACUAAAUUUUCUGGUAUUAUUAGGGAUAAUCAUGCAGUGAGACAGGCAAAAGUAGAAUGCUUAAGCAAGGAAAAGGAUGCUAACAUUUAUUGCGGUAGAAUUACAAGAUCUAGAAGUUCUUGCAAUCUAUCUAGCCGCGAUAGUAAACCUUUGAAACUUCUUAGUUCUUCUGAUAUUGCUAAGGAUGAUGGUGCUAGAAAGACAACGUCACAAAGUACUUGUAUUGAAGGAGUAUCAAAGCCUGUACAUUCAUCGAAUAUUGCCAGCCAACGAGUGGCGCGAUCCAAAUCUGGUGCUUCUAAGAAGUCUCUACUCGUUAACUCAUUAAACAUGUUGGAAGGACUAGUCAUUCAGAAUGUGUCAGGUGGUGACAUAAUCCCAUAUUGUCCUGACACUGAUGCUAUUGCUAACCAGGAAGGAAAGGCUGAUUAUGUCACAGAACCAGACCGUAUUUUAGAUGGGCCAGUUGAUGCUCGAGCAGCUUGUUGUGAGUCUAACUUGGAUGCUGCUGGCUUAAGUGUAGGGUUGGAAAUUGUUCUCUCGAGGCCACCAUCUGAUUGUAGUAUGUCUGUGAAGCGCAAGACACUUGACCUUGAUGAUGAGGAAAAGUGCAGCUUGAAUGAAACCUUUAACCCUAUUAUGGAAAAGGAAAGGCUGGACAAAUCAUCAGGGAAAAGAUGUACUGUAGUGAAGUCUGCCACAUCACUAGAUAAAGUAACUUUUGAUGACCCUUGCAGAAAGUCCUUGGAGAUGCAAUCACUGGAGCAAGAGGUCUCAAACAAAAGAGAAGAGCCUAGGAGGGUUUCUUUUGAAACCUGUGUGGAAGAGUGUGUUGUAGUUGAUGAAGAGGUAUCCGAAUUAGAUAUCAAUAAGAACCUUCAGAAUGCUGAAGAUAAUUCAGAUGCUGUCGUAGAAAUUCAACACUUCCCUUUUUCUCACAAGGCGGAUGUUGCACUAUUAAAUGUUGAUAAGGGCCCUGGUGUAGAAAUGCAUCAAAAGGUGACAUGUCAUAUAGCGAAAGGAUUUGAGUCUUCACCCAGGCUGCAAGUUGAGGAGCUUUGCAAAUCUGCUAGCAGGCAUACCCCACUGUCUGAAUUCUCAGCUACAUUCAAAUUGCAUGGAACACCAGAUUUAUACCAGUCUGUACCAAAUGGACUUCUUGAGCACAUGGACCUGAGGAGUACCUUAAAUCUAAAUGAUGAUGGUGGAAAACAUCUCAGGGCAAGUUAUAGUUGUGUGGAUGAAAUGAAGUGUGCUUUCGAAGGAGUGUUGUAUUCUGAUUGUGUACCAUACACUGAUGCUCGUUUUGGUUUUUGAAAAACCUUAUAUGUCUCCUAUUGGAAGCU